ACAGAACAGAACAAAAAUGACAAAUGAAAGUGAAUUAACACGUUUCAUACAGAUAUACAAAAUAUGUUCCACAAUCAAUAAUAGCAGGCUAGCAUUGUUUUUUCUAUGUUAAACAUGCCCAAAACCCCUUGUGCAGAAGAAAAAUGAGUUUUGAGAUGUCCUCUUGAUUAGUUAAUGGUGAGAAAUGCAAUGCCAAAGCUUGAUAGCAAAAACCAAAUAAUUUAGAUGCUAAAGCAAACAAGUGUUUGCUAUUCAUAUUAACAGAGAAGUACAAGUAAUUGGUGUCAAAGCUAUGACGAAUAGUUAGCACAUAUGCUUUGAUAUUUUGGGAUGUGGGGCUCAUAGGUGGAAGAUUUAGGUUACAGGAAGAUUGAAUCAUGAAUAAUAACUUUAAGUGAAUAUAUGAACUGCAAAACCCAUUCUGAAUCUGAAAAGCGACAACUAGUGUCAAAAACUAAUCCAAAAUUUUUUACUCAACUUCAGAAAGAUAUUUUACACCAGGCUAAAAGAUCUCCAUUAGUACACAAAUAGUGUUUGUAAGAUAUUUUAGCAUUUUCUGAAGAAAAUAUGCUAUAUGCUACAUUGUUGUGGUUAACUGCCAGGGUAUUGCUAUUUCUAAAGUGUUAUGAAGAAAAGAUGAAUGCUGCUUCCUAGUGAUCAUUAACGAACAUGCAGGGCACACAAAAAGUUUCCCUUUUGUUCAUACUACGAGCAUGUACUGAAUUUGAUGAAGAACAUUUUUUAGGUUACACUUUAUUUGAAGGUGUCUUUAUUACACUGUAAUUAUACAUUUAAGUACUAACUACUUACUACAGGGUUAGGAUUCAGGUUUGGUUUGGUUUAGGGUUAGUUGCAUGAAAUUAUGCAUCAUUUAUAGUUAUUACUAUAGUAACUGCAUGUAACACAUGUAACAAUGACACUGUAAAAUACAGUAUUACUUACUGACUUUCUUAGUACCUAUAGCACUUACAUUUAAAAAGAUAAGCUUAGCUCUCCGCCAUUUUGUAUUUAUCCUCAACUCCUAUGGCAUUAUGGGAUAGCAAAUUGUAGACUUUUUGCACACUUUAGAAUCUCAACAAAUGCAGAAUAUUGUCUAUUUCAUGAAUAUUAAUGUAUUAUUGAUCUGGAAUCAUAAUUUAUUUUCUCAACUUGAACCAGCUAGCUAGCAGCAUAUUUAGCUCCAUUAUCUUCCUCUGUUAGUGUCUUUAACAUCCGAGUGCUGAUUUUGUUUUCUCUGGACACUUCUAGCCAUCUAUCAAAAGGUUUAUGCUUAAAAUAUAUAUUUUUAUAUACUAGUUAAGUCCUCUAAGAGCAUUUACUACAUUUGGUAGCCAUAGUAGCCGUUUUUUGCUAGUCGUAAAGAAUAUGUAUGUAUUAUACAUGAAUAAGCAAAUAAUUAGGGAAAACUGCCUGUGUGUUUUUGGGUGGAAGUAGGUCACAUUGAAGCCAUAUAAGCUUAUCUAAUCCCCUGAAAUUUGGCAGAGAUUUUAGCUCGCAGCCAGGAAUGGCAUUUUGUGUGUAUCCGAGCUUGCAUGUACACACAUUUGCAAGUGUAUUACACAUGUUUGUUUGUUUUUUUACUACAAGCGGUUGUGUAGCCUAGAAUGGUUAAACAUUCUGUAUAGGAAGUUGGUUCACAGAAAACCAAAAAUGUCAAUAUGAGUGCAUGUGGAUGUGUGUGCAUACCUACCAACACAGCUGAAAAAACACACAUCCAAACAGACCCCUGUGCACGUUGCCAUCUCUAUACCCCAUAAUCCACCUGUCUUUUUCUAGAAAGCACUGACUCAAUUUUUGGAUCUGAUUUUCAUGACAAAGCGAAUGUCCUCUUUACAGAGAGAUGUCUGGGUAUAAAAGAGCCAGAGUGGGACGGGCCUGAACCAGCACAGCUCCACACCUCUACCCCCUCCACAGGCGCCACCACCAGCUGAACCUCUACAGAAUGGGCCGGAUCAUUUUCUACGAGGACAAGAACUUCCAGGGCCGUCGGUAUGAGUGCGACAGCGACUGUUCGGACUUCCAUGCCUACCUGAACCGGUGUAACUCCAUCCGCGUGGAGAGUGGGUCUUGGGUGGUCUACGAGAGGCCCAACUUCAUGGGCUACCAGUAUGUUCUGACCCGGGGUGAGUACCCAGAUUACCAACGCUGGAUGGGUCUGAACGACCGCCUCUGCUCCUGCAAGAUGAUCCACUUUGUAAGCGGUUCUGAGUACAAGAUCCAACUCUAUGACAAAGGAGAUUUUGCCGGCCAGGUGUACGAGACCACCGAGGACUGUCCAUCUGUGGUGGACCGCUUCCGUACACGCGAGGUCCACUCCUGUAAGGUGCUGGAUGGGAUCUGGAUCUUCUACGAGCACCCAAACUACAGGGGGCGCCAGUACCUACUGGAGAAGGGGGAAUAUCGUAAGCCCGUUGACUGGGGCGCCGUCUGCCCCACGGUUCAGUCCUUCAAACGCCUACAGAGUGAUGUCUGAACUGUAAAUCCAUCCAUCUGCAGUCCUCUUUACCUGCCCAACCACAACAGCACCGACACAC
Molecule: messenger RNA, 2534 nt
Organism: Ctenopharyngodon idella (grass carp)
Lineage: Eukaryota; Metazoa; Chordata; Actinopteri; Cypriniformes; Xenocyprididae
Gene: crygs1
Product: crystallin, gamma S1
Exons: 3
Coding region: 1943-2473 (176 amino acids)
Biological process (GO): visual perception; lens development in camera-type eye
Molecular function (GO): structural constituent of eye lens
Source: RefSeq, a predicted model, not a curated record